Schistocerca gregaria is the source of this 847-nucleotide messenger RNA. RefSeq lists its product as uncharacterized. Bases 102 to 737 code for a protein of 211 amino acids. The transcript is spliced from 5 exons. NCBI's taxonomy places the organism in Eukaryota, Metazoa, Arthropoda, Insecta, Orthoptera, Acrididae. The record is from RefSeq and is a predicted model, not a curated record. Gene Ontology annotation, biological process: signaling.
AACAUUGUUGAUUGUAUGUUAUGCAGUAAACCAGCGGACCCAACUUCGGAGACAUCACAAACAUUUUUUUCCCUAAAUCUGGAUUCGUGAUCAAGCACGUCAUGUGUGAAACACAGCUCUUUCGAACUUUAGCAAAUGAACAGACAGAAACGUUAACUCAGAAGUGCCAAGAAUGGGGUAAUUUGCAGGAUAGUCGGAAUAUCAGUGAGGAUAUCGUUGGCCAAAUACGAUCUGUUAUUGGUUCAACCCGAUUACUUAUCAAUGACAAGAUACAAUUUUUCCACAAAUUAUUGGACAUGGCUGACAACACAGAUAGCGAAAGAAGAAUUACGCCCGAAGAUCUGCAGGCGUACUGGGAUUUAAUCGUAAUUGAGAUAAAUGAUGUUAAUUCUAAAUUCAAGGACCUGCAAGAAUUAUUCCAGAACAACUGGACUGGUACCAAGACAAAUUUCAGUUGCAAACAGAAGAAGGAAGGACUGGCAGCAGAGAGAGGAAGCUCCAGCCAGUGCUGUGAGAACCACAGGGACUGGUGCAGUGUAAAGGGGGCAAGUAAAGCAAUGCAGUGUAAAGGUAUGAAAAAUACUUUAAGACCGACAAGUGGAAGCUUUGAACAAUUGAACAAGACAUCAUCUAGAAGAAUAUGUUCAACUUCUGUAAAGAAAAGCCUUGUUGAAGAAAAGGAGCUCAUUAAAAAGGUUAAAUCAGAUGUAAGAAAUGGAAAAAUCUCACAUGCAUAAUGCUAUAGCUUUUGUCCAUGGUAUAUUUUAUAACAAAAUUUUUAAUUACUUUUUUGUACAAUCUUAUCAAACAGUACAGCACUUGAUUAAAUAAAACAUAAAAUGCACAA